This is a messenger RNA of Aspergillus tanneri, 1137 nucleotides long. Its product is annotated as MBL fold metallo-hydrolase. Bases 1 to 1137 code for a protein of 378 amino acids. NCBI's taxonomy places the organism in Eukaryota, Fungi, Ascomycota, Eurotiomycetes, Eurotiales, Aspergillaceae. The record is from RefSeq and is a predicted model, not a curated record. The transcript has a single exon.
AUGGCCGGCAAUGCAUUUGAUAUUCCCGACUCCGAGCACACGGUUCUCGUUUCCAUUAUCGACACUACAAGCCAGAUCUCCAUCGAGACUGAUAAAUUGUUCGUUCCACGGCGCCCAGGCCAUGACUACCUGAGGGUACCAAACUACGCCUUUCUCAUCAAACACCCUGAACUUGAACGCGCCAUAUUAUUUGAUCUGGGUCUUCGUAAAGACUGGUGGAACUCUGCUCCAGUUGUUCGGAAUGUCCUUCAGGAAGGCCAAUCUCAUGUAUCUGUCCAAAAAGACAUUCGAGAAAUCCUGGAAGAUGGUGGUGUUCCGAUAACUACUAUUGAUACAAUGGUGUGGAGUCACUGGCAUAUCGAUCACAUCGGUGAUCCAAGUCUCUUCGACACUAGUGUCAAGUUGGUUGUCGGUCCUGGUUUCAAGGAACAUAUCUUGCCUCCAUAUCCGCCCAAUAAGGACUCGAUGGUUCUACAAAGCGAUUUUGAAGGCCGUGAAUUGGAAGAACUCAAUUUUACAGAGAACAGCCUCAAAGUCGGGCGUUUCAAUGCUAUUGACUACUUUGGAGAUGGCUCGUUUUACUUUCUCGACGCUCCUGGUCACUCUAUCGGUCAUAUUGCUGCUCUCGCACGAGUCAAGUCAGCACCAGAUAGUUUUAUUCUAAUGGCAGGAGACGGGUGUCUCCAUGGUGGUCAGCUUCGACCUAGCCACUGCCUACCACUCCCCUCCGCCAUCACUUCAGAUACUUUGCUCCUCAACACUGAUUUGCCUUCAGGCGAUUUAGCACUUGAGAAAUUGCGUGCACAAGGGGACAUGAGAAUCCCUUUUUAUUCGGCAGCGAGGGGCGGCGUCAGUUUCAACGCGGAUGAUGCGAACACGACCAUCAAAUACCUUCAAGAUGCAGACGGCAGAGAUGAUAUCUUCGUCGUCUUCUCCCAUGACGAUGUGUUGCUAGAUGUUGUCGAUUUCUUCCCUAGCACUGCAAAUGAGUUUAUGCAGAAAGGCUGGGUGCAAAAGAGCAAAUGGGCAUUUCUUCGAGAUUUUAUCAAAUCCGAGGCAGAUACAGAUGACGGCGGUAGAGGCGGACAUCAUCUCUCAUUGAGGAGUGAAGGAUAUGGUGGAGAAGGUGCGGAAUGA